CUCUCACAGCUGUAAUUGCAAACCUUAUAUGUGUAUUUUUUUUUAUUAUUAUUGUUUGUUGUUGCUUUUUUCUCCUUUGUAUAUACAGCAGUUACUAUGCCUCAUUUAUAUGAUGAAGACCCUAGAUCUACUAUUUUAAUCAUUCCCGACCUGAUUGUAAAACCUCAACGAAGCACAGGUGUUUAUUUAGCUGGUAUAUUAUUUUCUUUAGGCUGGUGGAUAUUUCUUGACGCUUACAUUAUUUCAAUAAAGAGCCCCGAGCCCUUGACUUUAGUUGAUUGGAUGCCUGGUAUUGCCAGUUCAUUAGGCCUGCUCAUUAUUAAUUUCAUUGGUAGAGCAUACUUUCAGGGCGAGGAACACGUUGAGAGCGUGUGGAAAAUGAGAACAAGUCUAUUGACGGGUUUCACAUUAAUUACGGGAGGGUUUGCGGGAAGCCUUUGUGUUCCAGUCUUCAACAAGAUUUAUUAUAGUGGUAUAAUUCAAAAUUGUUUGAUCCUUGCAAGUGUCAUUAUAUUUUGGAUUAUGCAAAAUACCUUGUGACAAAACGUGUUAAUCACAGGAGUUUUCUUUUUUUUUUUCUUUUUUUUUUUUUCUUUUUUUUUUUUCCUUCCUCCUUUAAGCAUAGAAAACUCAUAUAGUAUUUGACGGAUGCAUUUGGAAAAAAGCAUUGCAUUAAUAAAAUUUUUUUUCUUCGUGGGGGAGGGGAGCAUUAUAUCA
Mucor mucedo is the source of this 717-nucleotide messenger RNA. RefSeq lists its product as uncharacterized. The record is from RefSeq and is a predicted model, not a curated record. The coding region runs from base 97 to 540 and encodes 147 amino acids. Gene Ontology annotation, cellular component: Vps55/Vps68 complex; fungal-type vacuole membrane. Gene Ontology annotation, biological process: late endosome to vacuole transport via multivesicular body sorting pathway; protein targeting to vacuole. The transcript is spliced from 5 exons. Lineage: Eukaryota; Fungi; Mucoromycota; Mucoromycetes; Mucorales; Mucoraceae.